UAUCGUGGUCUAGAGCAGUACAGACUUGUGAGCAAAUUAGGAGAUGGUGCAUUUUCAAAUGUGUUCAAGGCAAUACAUUUAAGGACAAAUCAAACAUUUGCUAUAAAAGCUGUUCGUAAAUUCGAGCUAACUCAAGCACAGAAAGCAAGUGUUCUUAAAGAGGCUCAAAUUAUGAGAUCAAUGGACCACCCCUCUAUUGUCAAAUUGUAUGAUUUUGUUGAAACCAAAGAGCAUUAUUUUUUGAUUCUGGAAAAUUGUCAGGGUGGGGAAUUGUUCCACCGAAUUGUCAGGCUAACUUACUUUAGUGAAGACCUUACGCGACACUGCAUUCAGCAGGUUGCAGAAGCCAUUCGCUACCUGCACGAAGAAAAAGGCAUUGUACACAGGCAAGCAUAUACUUAUACUAUCUUCCUAUCCAUAUAUAUCAAACCCGAGAACCUGCUAUUUGAGCCCAUUCCCUUCCUAGACCGCCCAGUUGACAUUGGCUUAUCUCAGGCAGGAGAGUACGACGAACAAAAGGAAGACGAGGGCCGAUUUGUACCCGGCUUAGGAGGUGGAGGCAUUGGCAGAGUCAAGCUUGCUGACUUUGGUCUCUCAAAAGUAAUUUGGGACCAGGAAACCAUGACACCCUGUGGAACAGUAGGAUACACUGCCCCAGAGAUAGUCAGGGACGAACGUUAUUCUAAAUCAGUAGACAUGUGGGCACUCGGGUGUGUUCUGUACACAAUGCUCUGUGGAUUCCCGCCAUUUUACGAUGAAGACACAAAGAUCUUGACAGAAAAGGUCGCUAGAGGUCAAUACACUUUUCUCAGCCCUUGGUGGGACAGCAUCUCGGCAGACGCAAAGGACCUAGUCAGCCACUUGCUCUGCAUGGAUCCCACCAGGAGAUAUACAAUUGGCCAAUUUAUGCAGCACACGUGGAUG
This is a messenger RNA of Phycomyces blakesleeanus NRRL 1555(-), 924 nucleotides long. It is a transcript of the gene CaMK9, whose product is annotated as calcium/calmodulin-dependent protein kinase. The record is from RefSeq and is a predicted model, not a curated record. Gene Ontology annotation, molecular function: ATP binding; protein kinase activity. Gene Ontology annotation, biological process: protein phosphorylation. NCBI's taxonomy places the organism in Eukaryota, Fungi, Mucoromycota, Mucoromycetes, Mucorales, Phycomycetaceae. The annotation marks the transcript as partial. The transcript is spliced from 5 exons.